Molecule: messenger RNA, 1384 nt
Organism: Ochotona princeps (American pika)
Lineage: Eukaryota; Metazoa; Chordata; Mammalia; Lagomorpha; Ochotonidae
Gene: SNX11
Product: sorting nexin 11
Exons: 7
Coding region: 201-980 (259 amino acids)
Biological process (GO): intracellular protein transport
Molecular function (GO): phosphatidylinositol binding
Source: RefSeq, a predicted model, not a curated record
UCCCAGGAGCCUGCCCGGAUCAUUUGUUGGCAGUACAUAUUGGCUGAAGUCAGUUUUCAUUUCAAGGAGGUCACUUAUGAAAACCUUUCAGGGUUUUGGCCUGGCCCAGAGGGCUAAGAAUAGAGGCAUGCUAACCAUGCUUGUUCCCAUGUCCUCUGUCCCUCAUCAGAUGUGUUCUUCCAGCGGGCUUUUGGUGUAGGAUGUCGGAGGCCCAAGAACAGGAGGAGGUGAUCACAGUACGGGUUCAGGACCCCCGGGUGCAGAAUGAGGGCUCCUGGAAUUCCUACGUGGAUUAUAAGAUCUUCCUUCAUACCAACAGCAAGGCCUUUACUGCCAAGACUUCAUGCGUGCGGCGUCGCUACCGUGAGUUCGUGUGGCUGAGAAAGCAGCUGCAGAAGAACGCUGGCUUGGUGCCUGUGCCUGAACUUCCUGGGAAGUCAACCUUCUUCGGCAGCUCCGAUGAGUUCAUUGAGAAACGACGACAAGGUCUUCAGCACUUCCUUGAAAAGGUCCUGCAGAGCGUGGUCCUCCUGUCGGACAGUCAGUUGCACCUCUUCCUGCAAAGCCAGCUCUCAGUGCCCGAGAUAGAAGCCUGUGUCCAAGGCCGCAGCCCCGUGACUGUUUCGGACGCCAUUCUGCGCUAUGCGAUGUCCAACUGUGGCUGGGCCCAAGAAGAGCGGCAGAGCUCUUCUCCCCUGGCAACAGGAGACCAGCCCAAGAGCUGCUGCUUUCUGACGAGAUCCAGCAGGAGGAGGAGCUCUCCCUCGCCUCCUCCCAGUGAGGAAAAGGACCACGGGGGAGUGUGGACUCCCGGUGUGGACUCCGAGGUCCCUUCCUUGGAAUGUCCCAGCAUCCCCGCCCUGUCCGCAUCGCCACACUGUGAUUCUGCAAGAGCUGCCGACGGGAGCACCAUUCCUGCAGGAGGGGACCACGCUGUGCCUUUGGACCCUGGUCAGUUAGAAGCGCUUUGGGAAAAGUGAGCUACAAGCGCUGGCCUGGGGCCUGUUUUAGGUGCAGAAGAUGCAGGCCAGGGGACUUGUUUGGUGGUGUCAGGCACGGGGCAGGUAGGGGAGGAGGUGCCUAGUGGCUCGCAGCCACUUCUGCACAGGCUGGAUGCACAGGGGUGGGGUGUGACUGCUCCCUGCACCUCUCCCAAAGGAAUGACACCGUGCAGAUGUUUGCAAGUGAAGCACAAGGUCCAGAGGCUGUUGGUUUUCAACAGCGCCCACACUGACCUCCUGGGGUUUGUUUAUAUGCCCACCGCCCCAGGUAACUGGUGGUGGGGCCCUGGAGGAGAGGCAGAUCCUGAUGCCAUCCAGGAGUGCUCCCUUCUGGCCUCCCAUCCUGGCCACCUGCCGUUUCCCUGAAGCCCCAGAGCACUUGG